Messenger RNA from Chrysochloris asiatica (Cape golden mole), 1267 nucleotides. It is a transcript of the gene NIT2, whose product is annotated as nitrilase family, member 2. The record is from RefSeq and is a predicted model, not a curated record. Gene Ontology annotation, cellular component: mitochondrion. Gene Ontology annotation, molecular function: omega-amidase activity. Lineage: Eukaryota; Metazoa; Chordata; Mammalia; Afrosoricida; Chrysochloridae. The transcript is spliced from 13 exons. The coding region runs from base 1 to 1188 and encodes 395 amino acids. Gene Ontology annotation, biological process: oxaloacetate metabolic process; L-glutamine metabolic process.
AUGGUUCCAGACUUCCGGGAGGGCGUGUCUGGCCGGGUGAAGGGGCGUAGGCUUGUUAAAUUGGAUACACACUGGGCAUCACCUGCGCAUGUAAGCAGUAGUGACAGAGUAGGCAAGCCUUACCGUGGUGUGAAGCCUGUUUUCAGCAUUGCGGAUGAAGAAGAGUACGACACAGAUGAAAUUGAUAGUUCUUCAAUGUCAGAUGAUGAUCGAAAAGAGGUUGUAAACAUUCAGACUUGGAUAAGCAAGCCAGACAUCAAGCAUCAUUUUCCUUGUAAAGAAGUGAAAGAAAAUGGACACAUGUUUCCUAGCUGCAUGCUCUUGUACCUUGACAGUAUUGAGAGACUUAUCUUCCAGCUCGCAACUUUCCGCUUGGCCCUCAUCCAGCUUCAAGUUUCUUCCAUCAAAUCAGAUAACCUCACACGAGCUUGUAGCCUUGUCCGUGAGGCAGCAGCGAAAGGAGCCAAAAUUGUGUCACUACCAGAAUGUUUUAAUUCUCCGUAUGGCACGAAAUAUUUUCCUGAGUAUGCAGAGAAAAUUCCUGGUGAAUCCACACAGAAGCUUUCUGAAGUAGCAAAGGAAUGCAGCAUAUAUCUCAUUGGAGGUUCCAUUCCUGAAGCAGAUGCUGGGAAAUUAUAUAACACAUGUCCAGUGUUUGGGCCUGAUGGAAAUUUACUGGUGAAGCACAGAAAGAUUCAUCUGUUUGACAUUGAUGUUCCAGGAAAAAUUACAUUUCAAGAGUCGAAAACAUUGAGUCCUGGUGAUAGUUUCUCCACAUUUGAUACUCCUUACUGCAGAGUGGGCCUGGGCAUCUGCUACGACAUCCGCUUUGCAGAGCUUGCACAAGUCUAUGCACAGAAAGGUUGUCAACUGUUAAUAUAUCCUGGUGCUUUUAAUUUAACCACUGGACCAGCACAUUGGGAAUUGCUUCAGCGAGGCCGGGCUGUUGAUAAUCAGGUAUAUGUGGCCACAGCAUCUCCUGCCCGGGAUGACAAUGCCUCCUACGUUGCCUGGGGACACAGUACUGUUGUGAAUCCCUGGGGGGAGGUCCUAGCCAAAGCUGGCACUGAAGAAACGAUCGUGUAUUCAGACAUUGAUCUGAAGAAGCUGGUUGAAAUACGCCAGCAAAUCCCCAUUUUUAGCCAGAAGCGAUCUGACCUCUAUGCAGUAGAGACAAAAAAGCUCUAAAGAUUAGUUUUCAACAUGUCACGGAACAAGAUAAGAUUUUGCAGCAUAAUCAACUCCCUGAUGAAUUUUUUAAUGGAGA